Molecule: messenger RNA, 1176 nt
Organism: Anguilla rostrata (American eel)
Lineage: Eukaryota; Metazoa; Chordata; Actinopteri; Anguilliformes; Anguillidae
Product: mast cell protease 1A-like
Exons: 5
Coding region: 379-1020 (213 amino acids)
Biological process (GO): proteolysis
Molecular function (GO): serine-type endopeptidase activity
Source: RefSeq, a predicted model, not a curated record
AAAUGCUCAAUUUAUAUGCGUUGAAUUACCACAGCACUGCAGUCUGAAUGCUGCAGAUCAGAAAAAGCAGAAGAAUCACUUAUAACAUUUUGGAAAAGCAGGUGACGACCAACCAAGCCUGCAGUAGAGAAAUGUACUUUUCAACUCUAUAUCAAAUAGAAUUUCAUAAGACGGCAGUAGAUAAUGAAGAAUUUAUUUUUUAUGCAACGAAACAACUGUGAACACAAAUACUGGAAAAUAGUUAUCAGUUGACUGAAUUCAAUAUUUCAAUAUUGUUCGCCAAAUCUUUCCGUGGAAUCAGCUGUGAGUGGAGGAGCUGAAGAGGACAGACUGGGUAUCGUUGGGGGUACUGAAGCGAAGCCCCAUUCCCGCCCUUACAUGGCUUCUCUGCAGGCGGACAAGCUACAUGACUGUGGAGGAAUUCUGGUCAGUGAAGAUUUUGUGCUCACCGCUGCCCAUUGUAACAAGCAAUACAGAAUAGUCCUGGGUGCUCAUUCAGUACAUUCACUAGAAUCAACUCAACAGGAAGUGGGGGUCAGCCACUCCUACCCACACCCAAAUUACAACAAGGAAAACAAUGACCUCAUGCUACUCAAGUUGGACAGGAAGGCGAACCUGACGAGCUCCGUCCAGGUGAUCCCUUUGCUGAAGCAGCGCCCGCCGUCGGGCGAGGUCUGCAGCACAGCAGGCUGGGGGGAGGUAGAUGACAACGGCACCCUACCCGACAAACUGCAAGAGGUGAACACCACCGUCCUGGGACAGCCUGAGUGCGCUGAGCGGUGGGCUGAGUUGAGCAACAACAAGGUUCAGAUCACCGAGAGCAUGGUGUGCGCAACGGGCCAGAGGGAGUUUCAAGGCUUCUGUUCGGGGGACUCUGGGGGCCCGCUGGUGUGCGAUGGAAAGGCAGCCGGCACCGUCGCCUUCUCAGGAUGGCGAUGUGGAGAUAACAAAUCCCCGGAUGUUUAUAUGCUCAUUCCCCACUACAUAAAAUGGAUCGAAAGCAUUCUUACACGUGGAUAAUGUCCUUACUUUUCAUAAUUUGUGUUUUUUUUUAAAAUGCAGUUUUAUUUUACUUCUUAAAACCUUGUACUUUGUACUUUGCGCAAUCCCAUGAAACAAUAAUGGUGAUUUGUGUGUGAAGACACAAUUGCUUUUAAUAAAACAGAUCCAACUCAC